AUGUAUCAACCAGAUAAGCUAAUGAUUGCUUUCGCUGCUCUCGACCGUCUGUUGGUCGAGAUGAACAUUGAAAAAGCCAGCGUGCUACACGCCUGCCCUUCGGCACUGACCUGCAACCUCCUCAUGAACCUCAUUUGCGCAUGCGGCCACGCGAAAUGUCCAGUUUUUUGCAAUCGAUUCACGACGCCGUUCGGAAGACGGAGUUCUGUGCAGCGUUUCCAAACUACCAGCAUUUCUACCUCAGAAUACGAAAGGCGGCUGAAAGAAAUAUCGACGGAUACCUCAGGCAUCAUCUCUGGGACAGAACACAAAAUGACGCGUUUUGGAACGAAGCGGUUCAGCAUUAGUGUAUGUUACUAUUUCAGCGGUCGUCAGACCCCUGCUUGA
Soboliphyme baturini is the source of this 387-nucleotide messenger RNA. NCBI's taxonomy places the organism in Eukaryota, Metazoa, Nematoda, Enoplea, Dioctophymatida, Soboliphymatidae. The record is from the annotation of a GenBank genome assembly.